Messenger RNA from Glossina fuscipes, 576 nucleotides. RefSeq lists its product as uncharacterized. The record is from RefSeq and is a predicted model, not a curated record. The transcript has 2 exons. NCBI's taxonomy places the organism in Eukaryota, Metazoa, Arthropoda, Insecta, Diptera, Glossinidae. The coding region runs from base 145 to 450 and encodes 101 amino acids.
UUGAUGAAAAUAACCACGAUCUAGUGAUACGGGCUUUAUCUUAGUAAAAGCGAAUUUCAUAACAAUAUGUUAGUAGAUUUUGAAAAUGGCAUUGGAGGUUAAAAUAGCAAAGUGGUCGAUAGUAAGUUGUAGGAAGGAGCAGAAAUGAAUGGCAAAGAAAUUGGGGAAUUGUCGGAUAUGAUUGGCAAUAUCAAGGAAAAGACUAGAGGACAUCCUGCGUCAGACAAUCCUGAAAAUAAACAUAAAAGUGAUGAAACAAAAGCAGACAUCAACAAGAAUGUCGACCCGGAGUCUUUGAAAAUUUCGCUGCAGAAGCAAUGGCAUGAUCGUGAACGGUUUCAAAGCUCAGACUUGAUCGAAGAGAUCACGUCAAAAGCUGGGAAAGUGCAAUUUACUCGCAGCACCAUUCGAGAAGCGCGAAUGUGUUGGCCUGGAUCGAGAUUCACAUAAUAACAUUAACCUUGUAACUGUGAGGGAGCGGCUAAAGAAGGAUUACUCUCAGAUGACGUAUUCUUGUUCUUUAAUCUAAAAUAAAAUGAAAAGAAAUGAAUAAAUUGUAAUAAUAACAAGUAAAGA